UCGGAAGCACAACACGGGCGUUUGUAUACAGACAGUGGCUGUUUGAAAGUAGUUUGCGGACGAGUGGGAGUUAAUGUGAUGACAACACUUUAGAUUUUAGUACGGAAUGUGAACACAUCCUACAAAAAAUAGAAAAAUGACAGUUAAUCAGCCGUUGGAUUCAAAAGAAGUCCAGGAGUUCCAGUUCAAGUUGAUAUGUCGUCUUAAUGUUUUUUCGGAUGGAGAGUUUGAUUACAGUGGUUACCUUAAUCUUGUCGCGACAGCCAGCAAAUAUAACUUGGCUUUCGUUGGAUGCCCGAGCGGAGUGCAAGCAAUAAUUAUUUCUGCUGUUGUAAACAGUGAAGCACACGGAAAUAAGUCUUUAACCGAGUAUCCUCAUCGUAAGCUAAACCUUGGCAACCAGCCAUCACAUCUGAGCAUAAGCUGUGACCAGUCAUGUAUUGUGAUUGCGGUAAAAAAGGACGGUUGCCCCCAUGCAUUGAUCUACAGCGUAUCAUCUUUCUUAUCAAAGAAUAUCACUUUGCUGAAUGAAGUAAGGUUAUCAGCCAGCCUGAAUACCCACAUCUUGGAUCUUACUUGGAAUCCAGGGAUACCAAACAUCUUUGCUACUUGCUUAUCAGAUGGAACUGUGGGUGUCUAUGAAUUCAAAUCUACAGGAACUGAUAUAAAAACACUUCCUCCAGAAGCUCAGGCUGCGUGCUUCAGCUGGAGUCCUCGUGGUAAACAACUUGUUGUUGGUACUCGUUAUGGAGAGCUUAUACAAUACAAACCAGACCUCAAGCCAGUCAAAACUCUCCCAGCUCCAACACUUUCUGAGAACCCUGUCUCAGUUGUUAAUGUCACUUGGAUAUCAAAUUACCAAUUUGCUGCUGUGUAUCAUGACAAAGUGAAUGAAACAGAGAGACCAGGUCUGGUAAUCGUUAAUGCUCCAAAGAGUGGUGCUGUUUCUUUUGUCAACUUUGAUGACAUCUGUUAUAGCUCUGGUGAAUUGAGAAGACCACAGUUUUAUUUGCAUCAUCAACAGACAUGGAAUGUGAUACUUGUUGCAUCUGCUAAUAGUAUGGAAGUUGGGGUGAUUGGGCUGACUGAAGAUCAAGUAAGUUGGCAGCAGUGGAUGCAAGAAGAUGCGUGCAGAGCAGAGCUUCCAAUGUCUUCAGACAAACAGGAAACAUUUCCUAUUGGCUUAUCACUGGAUACCAGCACAACUCAUGAGCUACCCUGGGGUGACAACCAGAUGAUUCCCCCUAUGCCUGUGUUACAUCUGCUGUCUCACAAAGGAGUCCUGUGCUUGUUUUAUGUUAUCAAUGUUAUUCCUGGAGCUGUUACUGUAUGCUCACCACCAGAAAAAGUGGCAGAUGAGAGUGUUGUUGCAUUAUUUUCUAGCAAGGCACCAGAUGUGUCACCUGCAACAGAAAUAAGUCCUACUGGAAGUAGAGUCAAUCUUGCUCCGAAGUUUGAAAACGCCAGUGUUCCAAAGCCAAUGGCCCCCGUUCAGAGUAUACCAUUACAGAAAGAAGCCUCUAGUCCCACCCUUCAGACAAAUGUGUCAGAACCUGGAAUUGGGAUUCUGAAUUCAGGAUUUUCAUCUCCAUUCUUCAGUGUGAAAGCUUCUGUGGCCAGUGCUACUGAAAAACCCCAACCAACAAUGAGUUUUAUAAAUUCAUUACAAAGUGGAGCUGGUGGAAACAUUUCAGGUUUUUCUACAGGAAAAUCGUCAGGUGCAAAUUUGACACAGGCUCCAUCACCGAUAAGCUCUCAGAGCAACCAGGCACCAUCAUUAACUUCCUCUUUUAUUAGUCAGGUGCCAUCAGUGAUGAGCUCUCAAAGUAACCUGACACCAUCAGUGAUGAGCUCUCAAAGUAACCUGACACCAUCAGUGAUGAGCUCUCAAAGUAACCUGACACCAUCAGUGAUGAGCUCUCAAAGUAACCUGACACCAUCAGUGAUGAGCUCUCAAAGUAACCUGACACCAUCAGUGAUGAGCUCUCAAAGUAACAUGACCCCGUCAGUGAUGAGCUCUCAAAGUAACAUGACCCCGUCAGUGAUGAGCUCUCAAAACAUCCUGACACCAUCAGGCAUGAGCUCUCAAAGUAACCUGACACCAUCAUUGAUGAACUCUCAGAGCAGCCUGACACCAUCAGUGGUGGGCUCUCAAAGCAGCCUGGCACCAUCAGUGAUGAGCUCUCAAAAUAAAGUGGCACCAUCAAUGACGAGCUCUCAAAGUAACAUUAUGUUUCCUGCUUCGUCCGUUAGUGUAGCUUCCGGUGACGGUAGGACUGAUUCUACUCCAGUGAAAGUUGAUAACAUUGUGCAGCCUAACAUUGAUUCGUUAUCAUCAACAGAGAGCAAUGAGAUAACAGCAAAUGUUAUAAGAGCUGCAAUCGCAGAAGAAAUUCAGUUAUUUGAAAGAGAGCUUGCAGAUCUUCGCAAGAGAGUUAACAGUGUAAAUACACAUGUUGGAAUACAGGAAGAAAGAACAUUAUUGCAGAAAAAAGUAGAAAAUAUGGAGGAAUUUUGUCGUGAGCUUGAAGAAACAACACGAGCUCAAACAACUGAGGUGCAAUCCCUGAGAGGCUUGAUGAUGGAAACAUUUGUUUGGGUAGAGGAUGCCAGAUCCCGCCGACGGAAAAUUACCAAACCACCUGAGCUUGAAGAACUUCCGUUACUGCAAGACCUGGAUCCUGUUAUUUUGCACUACUGGACAAGCAUCCAACAGUCAAUGUUUUAUGUGGAGAAUCAGCUGAAACAACUUAAUGAUACCCUUGAUCUUGAUUGGCAGCAGUUUCAGAAUGCCUGCAAAAAGAAUUCAGGAAAUACAUUACAGGUUCCUACACUUGAAGCUAUAUACAAAGUGUUAACACUGGAAAAUAGCAUUCUUUUAAAAAAACGAGCCGAUGUGGAGAAAAUAAUUAAACAAGUGGAUCAGUACAGAAAGAGACAAGGAAAACGGACAUCAUUGCUUGCAGCAUUGAACUCUUCAAAACGUCAACCAUUUGAUAAAGGAGAGAAUGACAUUUCUAGGUUGGCUGAAAAAUUACUGCAGAGCAAGCUGUCAGAUACGGAUGAUGUUGGAUCAGAGAACAUUAAGAAGAUGGUGUCUAUGAAUAGAAGGGCUACACUUACUGCAAGACAGAAGAAGCUGAGUGCCAAGAAGCAGAAUGUGCUUCAAGAUCUUUUGAUGCAACACGUUGCUUCCCACAUUACUCCAAUCAAAACUGUUAGGGACCGAUUCACUCCUAGUUCCUCACUCCUUAACUUGGCACCCUUUACCACUUCUUCACUGAAACUUGGAGGUAUUUUGUCUGGUAGGCCUGUUGCCCAGAACCAAACAGCUACAAUUUCUCAAUCUUCAUUGCUGACAGCACCAAACAUGCAGCAAAGGCUAAGUAGUACAUUUUUAUCAGAUAAUAAAAGUGUUCCCCAAACAUUUACCAUGGCAACAAAUAACAGACCUCAGCAGACAAAUCCUCUAGCUUCUUUGAGCAAUAUGGUGGUUGGUGUAAUUAAUUGUAGCACUGAAUCGAUAAGUACCUACAAUCCAUCUGGUUUUACUAAAACUGGAUCUGCACCAUUAUUUAUGUUUAAAGUACCCAAUGAUACACAAAAUGCACUCAUGGCCAGACCAGGCACUAUAGCAGUAAGAGAUGAUGUACAUAAUGUGGUUUCAUCUGCAUCAAGUUCUCUCCCCUUAACACCACCUGUUACAGGUGUGACGACCUAUGAUUCUAGCUUGAAUAAAGGAAUUUCACCUAGUUUCAAUUUUGGUCAGUCCAUUCAGCCUGCAGUACUUGGGAGAGACAUGGGAAAGAAAGAAACUUCUGGGUCAGCUGGUGCGCAGACUGGACAGCUGCAGUCAUCUACUGUCUCAAUUGGCACUGUUGCAAAAUCUGUAACAGAUGUGCAGCAGCUGAAUAAUUCAAAUUCACUUAUCUCAAAACCAAGUGCUUCAGUGCAUUCCUUGUUUGUAAAUUUGAAUUCUCAGAGUUUUUCAUCUAAUACUACACUUGCUUCUAAGUCAGAAGUGAACAGUGCUAUGGCAGGCAUGAACCAGCCAGUGUGUGAUACAACUGUUACACAGCCAGCUGAUCUUGUUUCAACAGCCUCAUCAAGGUCACUUACUACAGGAUUUGCUUUCAGUGGCAGUUCCCCUUCUGCUCCAGGUUUCUCUUUUCAGAAGUCAACUCCAGCAACAGUACAAUCAUCACCAACUCUUUUUGGAACCAGUUUCUCAAAAGGGAACACUUCACAAGCCAGCAGCAGUAGCAGUAAUUUGUCUGAACCAGCCACAGUUACUGUUACACAAGUGUCGCCAUUACUUGCCAGCUCUGGUGAUAAAAAGACAUCUACUUCUGAAUCAUCUGGCAGCUUUGCAUCCUCUGUAUCACAGCCAUUGUUUGGAAAUAUCCAAGGAAAGGUUUCAGCACCUGUGACAGCCUUCAGCUUCGGUCAGGUAGCAGUGUCAUCAAAGUCAGACAAAGAAACAGAACUAUCAAGUGCUUCUCCAACUGGGGGAUCUAUUUUUGGUUCGCUGCAACAGAAAGGAGUACCUUCAUUCAGUUUUGGACAGUCGGCAACAACAGUAUCCUCAAGUGCAGUAGAAAGCCCUAAAAUGGGUUCUGUCGCUUUUUCAGCUGCUUCCGAAAGUCCAUCUGCCAGCUCUAGCACGACAUCUGUGGAAUCUGAAGAAACUGAUCUGACAAAAACUGAUACAAGCAUUGUGAAACCACAGGCACAAGUAUCAUCAGAAAUUCCAGAGUCCACCUCUGCUUCAUCAGUUGUGCCUCCUGAGAGCCAAUUAUUUUCUUUUUCUCUCUCAGAUAAGGCACCUCAGUCACCUGUGCAGAAUCAAGCAACUGCUAAUACAAUUGCUGCUGCUACUGCUGCUGCUACUACUACUACUACUACUACUACUACUACUACUACCACCACCACCACCACUACCUCCACUACUAAUGCCACUACCACUACUAAAGCAGCGUCUUUAUUCUUUGGACAACCUAUUUGUAGUGUUGCACCAACUGCAAAGGGAGGAGCAAAUAUAUUUUCCCAAGCAGCUGGUUCAAAGCAAGUGUUCGGAAAUUUAUCAACAACAGCUAAUAGCAGUAUAUUUGGAACAGGUCCAUCUAACACAGCAGUCACAAAAACUCUUUUUGGGUCAUCAGCAACAAACACUUCAUCACCACCAACAACAGCAACAACAACAUCAUUGUUCACUAAUGUGUCAAAAAGCACAUCUCUGUUUGUUACAGCAUCAACUACUAUAUUCUCAAAUACUCCUCUCUUUGGAGGAUCCUCUUCCCCUGCAGUUACCACAUCAGCACCGUCUCCUCCAUCAGGUGAUGCACUGUCAGUCAUACCUACUAGUGUUUCAGAGGUUUCAAGUACCAUUGCAAUAAGUACCUCACCUAGCACCACUACACAACCAGAUACAGUUUCAGUAGUUAGUGUGUCAUCACUUGCAACCCCUGACACAUCCACAACUGCUCCAGCCACAUUGCCUACUCUUUUUGGUACAAAUGUAACAAAAGUUUCAAGUUCUGCUUCCUCUGUGUUUGGAACAUUGGCAACUCCUGCUGUUGUGUCAUCAUCAAACCUGUUUGCUACACCAUCUACUGUUACACCUACCACGGUAGCUGCUGUAUUUGGUGCAUCAGCUGGUCCAACAACAGUGUCACCCACUGUCACCACAGUAGUUACUACUGCUACUACUGCUUCUUCUAUAACAACAGUAUCAAGUAGUAACACUGCUGCUCCUACUGCUACCACUACCACCACAACUUCAUCCAGUGUAUCACCCAUUUUUGGAGGGUCUGCUGUACCAACCACAUUGUCAUCAAUAUUUGGUGCAAUUAGCAUUACAACAUCAGCUCCAUCAUUGUUUGGUGCAGCUGUUAGCACAUCAACAUCGGCUCCUUCAAUGUUUGGCUCAGCUGUUGCAACAUCACAAUCAGGUUUUGGAGCAACUACGACAACAUCAGCUCCCUCCUUAUUCGGGACAAGUUUGCAGCCCUCUGCAGCACCCUCAUUAUUUGGUCAACCUCAAGUCAGCCAGUCCACCACACCUUCACUGUUUGGCAGUACUCCUGCAACAAGUACCCCUUCAUUGUUUGGUGGUAAUACAGAUAAACCUUCAUUAUUUGGUGGUAACUCAACACAGUCUAGUACAUCUAUAUUUGGAGGUAAGCCUGUAUUUGGACAAUCUCCUGUUGCAACGUCAUCUUCUGCUUUUGGUCAGACUGCUAACGUAUUUGGCCAGAACACAACACCAGUGUUUGGUGGAGGUACUUCAGGGGAUGGAUUCGGAAGUAAACCAGCAUUUGGACAGACAGGGGGCUCCGUGUUUGGACAGACACCAAAAUUUGGGUUUGGUGGUUCAACUUUUGGAGGAGGAACAUCUCUUUUUGGUGGUUCCAGCACAGCGGGGAAUUCUUUUAAGCCAGGAGGAUCACUGUUUGGUGGAGCCAGUACAACUACUACUCAGUCUGGUGGUACAUUCAGUGCUGCUGCGGGCCAAGGAGUUGGGCAAACAGGAUUUGGCUCAGCCCCUGCAUUUCAGAAUAAGCCAGGUGGAUUUGGAUCUGCACCAGUUUUUGGUGCUGGAAGCCCAGCGGGCAGUACUGGCUUUGGUUCUCCACCAACAUUUGGAGGUGCUCCAACCUUUGGGGGUUCACCUACAUUUGGCAGUGCAAACAGAGUAUUUGGUUCUCCUGCCGCAGCAAGUCCAAGUUUCGGAGCAUCACCUACAGGACAGCAGCAGUCGAAUACCUUUGAAAGCUUAGCUUCUCAGAAUACAUUGACAUUUGGAAAUUUGGCCAGUCAAAGUCCUGGAUUUGGUUCUCCACAGCCAUCAUUAUUUGGAGGGACACAGACAUCUCCAAAUAACCCACCAGCAUUUUCCAGUAGUAGCAGUACCAGUUUUGGUGGCAGUUCAUUCUCCAGUUGGAGGUAAGGCAGGAGCCUUUACCUUGCUACUACUUUUUAAGACUGUUAGCACCUUGGGGCAAAUGCAAGGUAAUUUUUUUUAAAAAAAAUGGAGACUGGAAAAUGUUCUGUAUUUAUGUAAAAUUUAUUACUGUAUUCUGAAGCACAUAAAUAAAUGAAUGCUGUUUUUAGUCACUUA
Messenger RNA from Schistocerca serialis cubense, 7120 nucleotides. RefSeq names its product nuclear pore complex protein Nup214 (gene Nup214). The coding region runs from base 137 to 6949 and encodes 2270 amino acids. The record is from RefSeq and is a predicted model, not a curated record. Gene Ontology annotation, cellular component: nuclear pore. Lineage: Eukaryota; Metazoa; Arthropoda; Insecta; Orthoptera; Acrididae. Gene Ontology annotation, biological process: RNA export from nucleus; protein import into nucleus. Gene Ontology annotation, molecular function: structural constituent of nuclear pore; protein binding. The transcript has 19 exons.